AAAAAGUAGUUUGUAAAAAUGUCACUUGCUUAUGUUUUUUUUUUCUGUGUGGAAGAAAAUAUAUUAAAAAUUAAAAAUUAAUUAUUAAUUUUAAUAUAAAAAUGUAAAAUAUAUGUAAUUAUAAUUCAGCCAGUUUAACCUUAGUGUAGAACUUGAAAAUUACAUUAAAUGUUAACAUGAAUGUACAGACUGAAUUAAGUCAUUAUGUAUUCCACAAAGAAAACCAGUCUAGACUCUCAUUUCAGUGUUUUUAACAUUUAUGUUUAAGAAGUUUUGAGCAAAUCAUAUGAUGUGUUUUAAUGAAAUUAUUGACUGUUGAUUUGUUCGGAGGGGAAAAUAAUGGAUUAAUGAAUUAUUCUCUUAUUUUAGAAAUGUUUAUUGUGGGAAUUGUUCAGUCGCUGCUGCUUAUCUGUAUACCAUUUUUACCUCUUCUGCAAGCAAAAUUCAAAUUUCUCCACCAUAGAUGGGGAACAUUAUUGUCAAUAAUAACAAUAACACUCCUGGAUAUCAUCCUACUGAUUUAUGUUCUUCUAGCCAUAUUGGAAAGAGAGAAAGAGUACUUGGAAUGGACCUGUGUAAUUGUAUUUAUAGAAGUUCUGAAGAUAACGGUGGCCUUUAAAGAAAAUGUGCAAGGGGCAGAACGUUCAGUAGUCCGGAGGCGAGGACAACAGACUGAGAUGAGCCAACAAGGAGAAAAUGCAUUGUCUCGCUGUAAUGAAAUCAUGUACAUGUUUGGAGCAGUUGGUCUUAUUUUGCUGAGCUCUGUUACACUGACUGCAGAACUGAUCCUGAAAGCACGAAAUGGUGAGCGUGUCUUAAAGGAUCUGAGAGUCAUUGUCUUUCCUUCUGAAUGUGCUUUUGCCUUGUAUUGGCUGGUUUUACAAAUGCAUGCUUACUGGAAGAUUGUUACAACUGGAUUUACACACAAUCAAAGAAACUCAACUCAAAGAAGGCAUCUAAGGAGCACAACAGAAAAUCAUGAAAUGGAGAAUCUGUCUGCACCUGAUCCUGAUGUUUCACAGAAACAGAUAUGAGAAACCAACUCAUGUACAUUUAUCCUUUACUCUGACUGUUCUCUCUGCGAACGAGCAAAAGAGGAGUUCCUCUGAACUGAGACUGAAAAAUGUUCAUCAGACGUUCAGCCAGCAGUCCGGGGACGUGACGUCUGAGGCUGAGACUAGGGUGAAAGCGACUCGGCUCUCCACUAGAUUCUAGCUGUCGCUAUGGCAAAUAUCAGCUGAUUUGUUUAAAAAUAAACGUACAUUAAAGCUGAAAUACAGCCUGAACGAUGGCAACAAUAACGUACAAUCACUAGACUAGUGAUCAUCAAAUCCUUUUAGCAGUUUAUUUUACAGACUUUAUUUGAAAGUCUUCCCUUUUUUUCACAAAACCUUUUGCUCUCUAGAAACCAUGUCAGUUUUGGCUGAAAAUAUUUCAAGUUCAAGUUAGCAUUAUAAACCCUGAAUUAAUACUAACAUAUGAAAUUAAUUAAAUGAAUAACAGAAAAAUUAGGAAUGUUGGACAAUAAAUAUAUAACAGGAAUAUAACAGCUUGACAGUGAAAUGUUUUUGCAGUAUUAAUGUCCACUAAAGGAAGACUGUAAAAAAUAAUACCUUUUUAUGUAAAAAAACAUGUUCAGCCACUUUCUCCAAAAUUGUUUAAUUAUAUAAUUAUGACAGACACAGCAAUGCAUCGUGUUCUAGAUCAUCAUGUUUGUAGUGUGUUCCAGGGGAUUAAAACGUACAAUAUAUAUUUCAGACCUAGUGGAGUAAUAGUAAAUAAUAAUGUAGUAAGUAAUUGUAAAUGUGUAAAGUUGCAUAAGCCCAUUAUAACUUAGUGUCAUCCAUAUAAAUCAUUAUUAUGUUUUCUAUGGCUAGGACCUGCAGUUCCUAAAAGGAUUUAACCCUCUAUGGUACCGUGUAGUAAUUCUCAUACUAUAUCUGCACAUAUUAUGAUUUUUCUGUAGAGUUUAAUUGUUUCCUCAGCUUUCUCGCACAAUGAGGUGCCAUUAGUGAAGUAAGAGAUUUUGCAUGCGUGCGCUUGUGUGUGUAUGUGCAUGCUUGUAAGGAUAAAGUGCAUAUUAGUAUAAGGUUAUGAUGAUUUAAAAUUUUUUACUUUGAAACAACACUGAUUAUAAUGUUUUGGUAUGACAGCAGAUAUGAAAGUUUAGUUAUACUUGUGAUCCACGAUGGUACAAUGUUGCCUGAGAGCAACAGCUGGAUAUAAAAUGUUACUUUUUAUUAAAUAUGAGAUGUACAAUACAUUAAAAACUAGAUAAUUUUGUUUGUUCGAGUGUUUGGUUAAAGAAAUUGAUGUUUUCAAUAAAUAUAUUUAUUUUUUUAUGCAUGAAAAUGUCAAAUGUUUAAUUUUUUUUUCGUUGUGGUACAAUGUUGCCUUGAGGCAACACACUUUAAAAAAUAAAUAAAAAAUAACGAAAAUGUUUAUUGAUAUUGUUAUAGAGUCCAAUUUUAAAUAGGAAAAACAUCACAAAUAAUUUUUUUCCUCAUUGAUAUCAUAUUCCGUACUGUAGAGGGUUAAGUUUACUACUAGACUAAAAACAGUUAAAGUCAGCAGGUGCUUAAGACAAAGCUAUGUCCCACUUCAAAACACACAAUAUUUUUUACACUUUUGUGAAUAUUCACCUGUCAGGGUCUUUGAAAAAAUGAUGAAAAGCAAGAUUUUUACUGUCACACUGAUAGUUUUUGCAGUGGAUUGCCCAACAUUGCGUUCUUUUAUUCCACUUUGACUUCUCUUUCAUUGUUAUUUGGUCUAUUUAUUUGGUAUUGUUAUUUGGUCAGCUUGUUUGCAGUCUGAAGGUAAAUCAAGAACUGUUGAUUGAAUAAGUACAGUGUUUUCUUUCCUCAAGAAACACUAUAUUUAUAAAGGCUUGUGCAAAGCGCUGAAUCUUUUAUAAUAUGAUAUUUUGAGGGGUAAGACUAGCACAGAGAAAUAUAUAAUACAUUUUGAUCAACAUGACAUUAGCAACUGAUAAUAGGAAAUCAGACAAAUGUACAUAAUCGAUUGCAUGAAUGCACCAAAGCAAUCACAACUUGUUCAAAAGAAUGAGAAACUGCUUUUAUCAUGUACACAAGUGACAUGAUGACGUGGAGGUUGAACAAGUAGUUUCAUUUCUGAUCUGAGAAAUGCACCAAAGCGACUGAGAUAAACUGUAAUAAUGCAUUAGUAAAUUGCUGCAGAAGUAUUGUUCAUUCUUAGUUCAUGUUAACUACACUAGUUAACUAAUGUUAACUAAUGAACCUUAUUGUGAAGUGUUAUCAUUUAUAUAAAUGUAUCUGUCUACAAUAAAGCCACAAUACCAACUACCAAUAGGAGGUUUCUGGCUGACACCAAAAAUUGUAUUAUGCCUAUGUCACAAUAUGAGGUAAAUCCGGCCCUGUACAUGAUACUGAUUUUUGUUGCCAAAUUGGUUUGGAACAGUUGUUGAAUAA
Messenger RNA from Onychostoma macrolepis, 3449 nucleotides. RefSeq lists its product as uncharacterized. The transcript is spliced from 9 exons. NCBI's taxonomy places the organism in Eukaryota, Metazoa, Chordata, Actinopteri, Cypriniformes, Cyprinidae. The coding region runs from base 300 to 1034 and encodes 244 amino acids. The record is from RefSeq and is a predicted model, not a curated record.